AUGCGCUUCGAACUGCCCUCCGCAAAAUUCUCCAACCUGUCUGACGUGCUUCGCUACGUUUGCACAGAAGACGUCGAUACACGGAAUCCUGUCGUAGCGGCGCUGGCUACAGACGCCAACGGAAGUCCCGUCGUACUCGAACUCGCCUGGCCCUCCAACGGCGGCCCACCUGCGCUGACCGAACGCUCGUCGCUCUAUGCGUUCCGACGCUGGAUUCGCUUCAACGACGACCUUGGAAAAAAAAUUUUUUGGCACUCUUCCGCCCAUGUGCUGGGCUCCGCAAUCGAGGCGCUCCACGCGGACCAAUGGGAGCACGAGUGCAGACGCGUGUCAUAUGACGUCGACCUGGCUAUCCAGGCAAUGGCGCUGAGCGAAUGGAACGUGUCAAAAAAACUACUCGCAAACAGAACGGUCCCUCUUCUCGACGAUGGACCAAGCCUGCAAGACCCGCCCGGCGGAUUCUACUACGACUUCUACAUCUAUCCGAAGCACCUGAAAGAAUCGCAGCAUGCGGCUCUCGAACAACUGGCUUCCGCCACCUCCAAACAAAACCUGCCUUUUGAAUAUCUGCAAGUAAACCGAGAAACCGCCCUAACUGUGUUUUCUUACAACCCCUUCAAACUCGCGCGCAUUCACCAGCUACCGCCCGCUAGCCCCAUCUUCCUCUGUCGAAUCGGCCGCACUCCCUUUGUGGACCUGUGCCGCGGCCCGCAUUUGCCCCACACGGGCGCAAUUUCCGAACUCAAGGUCACCAACAGCUCCGGCGCCUACUUCCGCGGAGACGCCCAAAACCCGUACCUGCAACGCCUCUACGGCAUGUCCUUCCCGACGAAGGGCCAAUACGACGACUGGAAGAGUCGGUGCGAGCAAGAGUCGAAGAAAGACCACCGAGUCAUCGGCAAGCAACAAAAGCUCUUCAUGUUCCACGAAUGCGCACCCGGGACGCCCUUCUUCAUGGCUCACGGCAUGCGCAUAUACCAAAAACUGGUCGAGGUGAUCCGCGCCGAGUGCGCGCAGCGAGGCUACACCGAAGUCCUGACACCAAUCUUGUACAACAAAAAACUGUGGGAGACGUCCGGCCACUGGGACUUCUAUCGCGAUAACAUGUACCUGCUUUCCGACGAAGACGCGAGCGAGCAGAAGGCGACUCCGAACGAAGGCGCGGGCCAAGAGUACGGCCUGAAGCCGAUGAACUGUCCGGGACACUGUCUCAUUUUCAAGAACGAUCCAAAAUCGUACCGCGAUUUGCCCAUUCGGUACGCUGAUUUUUCUAGCGUCCACCGCAAGGAGGUCAAAGGCGCGCUGAGCGGGCUGACGCGCGUGAGCUGCCUACACAUAGACGACGGACACGUGUUCUGUCGGCCCGACCAAAUCGAACAAGAGCUAGCGGACAUCCUGCAACUUGUUUUUCUUUUCAACAAGAUUUUUGGGCUGUCAACCAGAGUCAUGCUGGCGACGCGCCCUCAGGGCAGCAUAGGCAACGACGAGGAGUGGAAGACGGCAGAGAACCACUUGAUAAGGAUGCUCCGAAGCGCGGGCGUCGACUACGGCGUCAACGAAGGGGACGGCUCCUUCUACAGCCCCAAGGUCGACUUUGAGACCUACGACAACUUGAAUCGAAGACACCAAUGCUCGACCAUUCAACUGGACUUCCAGCUGCCUAAAAAGUUCGGGCUGACGUACGUGGACGCCGACGGCGAAGAAAAAACGCCAGUGCUCAUUCACAGGGCCAUCUUCGGGAGCAUCGAACGUAUGAUGGCCAUACUGACGGAGAAGUACGCCGGGAAAUGGCCGCUUUGGCUUUCACCUCGGCAAGUCGCCAUUUGCUGCGUCUCCGAAAAGCAGCUCGAGUACGCGAGACAGACCGGUCUGCACUUGUCCGGCAAAGGCUACCACGUCGAGUACUACACAGACAACACCAAAUUGGACAACAAAAUUCGAUUGGCGCAACUCGACCAGUGCAACUACAUUCUGGUGUUGGGAGACGUGGAAAAGGCCAACGGAACCGUCACCGUGAGGCAGAGAGACGGGCAGCAGCGCGGCUCGAUGACUUUAGAAGACCUCGUCAAAAUACUUGAAAGAGACGUUAAAGAGCGAAAAUAG
Molecule: messenger RNA, 2103 nt
Organism: Schistocerca gregaria
Lineage: Eukaryota; Metazoa; Arthropoda; Insecta; Orthoptera; Acrididae
Product: threonine--tRNA ligase-like
Exons: 1
Coding region: 1-2103 (700 amino acids)
Biological process (GO): threonyl-tRNA aminoacylation
Cellular component (GO): cytoplasm; mitochondrion
Molecular function (GO): ATP binding; threonine-tRNA ligase activity
Source: RefSeq, a predicted model, not a curated record